UCUCUCUCUCUCUCUCGCUCUCGCACACACGCGGAUUCACAGAGCAAUAAAAGGAGGUGGAGGUGUUUCAAAGGGUUUGUUCUUUGUCCAAAUCGUCUCCUCCUCUCUCCCAAACAAAUACUAUUUACUCAGAGAGACCUUCUCUCUCUACACAUUCCAGCGCUGCGUUAUCUCUUUCUUUCACCUUCAUCUCUCCCUGUAAAAUCUCUCUCUCUCUCUCCCACUAUCUCUUUCUCCCUUUUCGUUUUCUUCGAAACGAUUUGUCUUGGGCUCUCUAUUUCUCUUCAGGUUUCAGAUCCUUGUCCAUCGAGCAAUAUCUAUUCUGCUGUGGAAAUCGGUGAAUCGAUUUCUUACUGAAACCCUAAUUUAUUUAAUAUUUUGUCUCUAUCACACUCGGUAGGCCCAUUUUUCGUCGGAGGCGGCCUGGUGUUUGUUUGGGGACUCGGACCUUGGGGCUGUGCGGUGUUUGGAUUGGAAAUGGUGGGAGGUGGGAGUACUAGGCGGGAUGAGUCCCCUGUGAUACAGAGCUCCAACGUUUUUGCUGCGCUCGGUAGUUUGAAGAAGAAGAAGAAGUCGGAUAAGAGCAAGGGGAAGAAGGCCGAGAAGGAGCCUGAGAAGGAGGUGUAUUGGGCUCCCGCGCCUCUUACAGUUAAGUCCUGGGCCGAUGUUGAUGACGAGGAUGAUGACGAUUACUACGCCACCACGGCUCCGCCUGAGGCGGUCUGGAGUGCCCCCGAUUCGAAGUCCGCCAAGGACAGUGAGCAUGAGCCUGCUCUUGAGCUAAGCGAGAGUGAGGAAGAAGCUCUUGAUGAAGUUGAUGAUGAUGUGGAGGAAGAACAUGAAAACGACUCUGAAGCACCACUGCAAGCUGAACCUGCUCAGAAUCCUUCUGGAGCUCCUUUGCCUCCUAAAGAAUCAGAAAGGCAACUUUCGAAGAAAGAACUGAAGAAAAAGGAGCUUGAAGAACUUGAAGCUGUUCUUGCAGAGUUAGGAUACAGUACUAUAAGUGAGGCUGGUGGCCAAGAUGAUACCCUCGGUGUUGCACGAGAGAAAAAAGAAGAGAGCCUCAAUGGAGAGGUGGACAAGAAGGAAAAUGCUGGGGAGAGCAAAUCUGCAAAGAAGAAGAAAAAGAAGGAUAAAUUGAAAGAGUCAAAAGAAUCUCAGGACCAGGCUGAGGGAGCUGAAAUGGGAAAUGUCGCAGAUGAAACUGCUGAGACUGAGAAGGCAGAAGAUUUAUCUGCUGUUGAUGUCAAGGAGAGGCUAAAGAAAGUGACGUCGAUGAAGAAGAAGAAAUCUAGCAAAGAGAUGGAUGCUGCUGCCCGAGCUGCUGCGAGUGAAGCUGCUGCCAGAAACGCAAAGCUAGCCGCUGCAAAAAAGAAAGAGAAGAAUCACUACAAUCAGCAGCCAGUUCGGUAAGCUGGCCAUUUUUGUUUUUUUGUUUUCUUUUUAAAAUUUCUUUUCUUUUUAUAUAUGAGCAUGUACUUUUUUGUUCAUUUGUUGAACGUAAAAAUAAGCAUUUAGGAACUGGUUUUGCGAACUUGUAUGUCCACAAGAAACUUGUUUUACUUGAAAGGGAGAAAAAUGAGAAAAUGUUUUUAUAUA
This is a messenger RNA of Humulus lupulus (European hop), 1602 nucleotides long. RefSeq lists its product as uncharacterized. The transcript has 3 exons. Lineage: Eukaryota; Viridiplantae; Streptophyta; Magnoliopsida; Rosales; Cannabaceae. The coding region runs from base 478 to 1416 and encodes 312 amino acids. The record is from RefSeq and is a predicted model, not a curated record.